AUGGGGGCCCUGGACAUUUUGCAAUUGGCAGAUAAGUCAUCGCCAACUCAACAGUUACACCAACCUGUAGCCAUUUCCCCCUCUCAACAGAACAAAAGAAACAGUGAAGCUAUUUUGGUCAUUUUCGAUCAUCGCACACAAUCCGCGAAGGGAUGGAAAACGCUGAGGGACCGCCGAGAACCCGCCCAAAUGAGGGCCAAGCCAUUUCGAACCGGGCCUCGAGACAAGAAGGACCCCAUCGAAGACGACGCCUCGACUGCACACCGUCGGCUUGUCCACCGUGGGCGACGCCGGAGCCUCGACAACAUGCACGCCGUGACCACGCGCAACGUCCCUGAUCAGCAACAACUGCAACAAAAGACAGACCAACGCCAGAUUACGCAGAGCCGUGGCCGAAGAAGUAAAAGCGGCGCGCCCGCAGUCCGUCUCGACAUGGAUCUCGAACUGGAUGUCGAGUUGAAGGCCAAGAUUAAUGGGGUGGCGAACAAAAUAGAGGGUGAAAGGACCGUUGGCGUUGACGGCUGAAUGAAGGGGUUGCAACUGCUCAACUGGAUUCUCACCAUGAAAGAUUACUAGGAAUCGUCCACUCAGGUCUUUGACAAACGCAAACGAACGGAGUGUGUUUCACGUGUUGUUUCUGCUCUGUCUUCUGUCUUUUCGGAUACCCGGCAAAAUGCUGAUAUGCGCAGG
Molecule: messenger RNA, 690 nt
Organism: Sodiomyces alkalinus F11
Lineage: Eukaryota; Fungi; Ascomycota; Sordariomycetes; Glomerellales; Plectosphaerellaceae
Exons: 3
Coding region: 1-525 (174 amino acids)
Source: RefSeq, a predicted model, not a curated record